Prunus armeniaca (apricot) is the source of this 1386-nucleotide messenger RNA. The record is from the annotation of a GenBank genome assembly. NCBI's taxonomy places the organism in Eukaryota, Viridiplantae, Streptophyta, Magnoliopsida, Rosales, Rosaceae.
AUGGCAGCUAUAAUUCCACAUUCACCUUUUCUCCUACUACUCUUCUCCCUCCUUGCCAUCUUCUUUGUCAUUCCCAUUCAAUCCCAAGUCCCAGCAAACCAGACCUUCAAGUUCAUCAACCAAGGCGAAUUUGAAGACGGAAACGUUGAAUACCAUUCUACUUACCGUGUGAUCCAAACCAAUGCAUACACCUUCUAUAGACACCCUUUCAGGCUAUGCUUCUACAACACCACCCCAGAUUCCUACGUAUUCGCCAUCAGAGCCGGAGUUCGGAAAGACUUAGGCCUCAUGCGGUGGGUCUGGGACGCAAACCGGAACCACCCAGUGCACGAGAAGGCCACUCUCUCUUUCGGCAGAGACGGAAACUUGGUCCUCGCAGAGGCAGAUGGGACUGUUGUUUGGCAAACAAACACAGCCAACAAAGGUGUCACAGGCAUCAAGUUACUGGGAAACGGUAACUUGGUUCUUCAUGACAAGAAUGGAAGAUUCAUAUGGCAGAGCUUUGAUUACCCUACUGAUACUCUUCUGCUGGGGCAGUCAGUCAAAACUAAUGGCCGUAACAAGCUUGUUAGUCGAAAAUCUGAUGCCGAUGGCUCUGACGGGCCAUACAGCCUUGUUCUUGACCACAAAGGUUUCGCUAUGUACUUGAACAACAGUGGAAAACUUCUUGUGUAUGGGGGGUGGCUAGGCAGCGACUAUGGAAGUAUUGUGACCUUUGAUUUCGACACUGAGAUUGGCUUCGACGAUUUCAUUUAUUAUGAGUUAGUGCUCACUAUAAACCAAGACGUUCAUGCGCCGCCGCCUCCUCCACCACAAAGCCAUAGGCACCUCCUACAAGUCCGUCCCAUUGGCAAUGGACACCAAAUCAACCUUAACAAACUCAACUACAAUGCUACAUACUCAUUGCUAAGGCUUGGGUCCGAUGGCAGUCUCAAGGCCUAUACUUACUAUGACAAAGUGAGUUCCAAUACAUGGGAAGAGAGCUUCUCAUUCUUUUCAAGCUAUUUCGUUAGAGAAUGUGGAUUGCCAUCAAAAUGUGGGUCAUAUGGGUAUUGUAGUGGGGGCAUGUGCGUGGGGUGCCCUACCCCGAAAGGCCUUCUGGGUUGGAGCAAGGGAUGUGCACCUCCAAAGUUGGGGCAGUGUAAGAGUGGAGCUAAAGUGGACUACUACAAGAUUGGGAGCGUUGAGCACUUUUCGAGUCCUUAUUUGGACGGUGGAGAUGGCCCGAUGAAGGUAGGAGAGUGCAGGGCCAACUGUGAUAAGGACUGCAAGUGUUUAGGGUUCUUUUACAGGGAAGAUAGCUCCAAGUGUUUGUUGGCUCCAGUGCUUGGGACUCUUAUAAAGGGAGUGAAUACAUCUGUCGGUUACAUCAAGUAUUCAAAGUAG